GUGUAGUCUAAGCUCUCUCUCUCUCUCUUUAGAGCACGAUUAGAAAGGACUUACAGUGUAGGAAUUUUAACCUAGAGGACGAAGGACUGUGUUUCCGGAUAAAUCACAGGCAGUACUCAAGAAUAUUCUACUUAUACGACUGUAACCAUUAUUAUGGUGGAAGGAAACUAGACAGAGCACGCGGAAAACCUACGUUGCUGACAGACCGAAGUGGAAGCCGGUCAGAGCUGGAGAUAGGCUCUUGGCCCCUGUAUGUACCACUUUUGGACCUUUCGUUUUUGCUAAGUAAGCAGACAUGUCGACGGAAAGUGGCAAGAGCAGAAAAGCUGAAGACAUUGAAGAUGGUCUGUCAGUUGUUAGGAUAUUUUACAUUGUAUUUGGAAUCACCGUGGUCUUGGAUUUCCCGGCCGCUGUUACCUUUGUUGUUGUUGGAGAAAUAAGCCGAAGAACGUGUGAGGUUUUAGCGCCUGUGUGUCUCCUGGCAGGAGGCUGUGUAGCCCUUACGGUGUAUGCCCUGCUUCUGCUAGAUCGUCUUCUACACAGGAUGAAACAGAAAAGUGGAUACGCCGCAAUGUGUGCAAACAUUCUGCAGAUGAUCCGAAUAGGGUGUUACCUGGGAGCGGCUUUUACUAUGUGGUUAUACUGGAACAUGUGUUCCCGUGAGCUGUUUUACUGUGCGGCGAUCGUCGCUCCCAUCUGCUGCUGUGUGAUACUUUUCCAAGUCUAUCUCAUUUCCAAACUCUGAGCUCUACUAAUCCACGGAAAUGAUCAGUGAUCGGGAUUGAACUUCACAUGCGGGGGCUUCACCUUUGAGGAAUUCAGAUAUGACAUCCCACUCUCCCCAGCCGCCCCGUAUCACCCCCACCCCUCCAAGACCUCUGAAUGCCGCCUGUUAUCAAAGAAAUUGCACUUGUUCCGACAGGAUUUUAUCACACUAGCAGGUCACGUAUGUGGUCUGAAUAUAAGACGACACCAAGGGGUCCGCCAUCUAACAUGUAUAGAGCAAUCACGAACCCAUCGGGUCAUCGACGUAAUCAUCGUAAGCUGAACUUCUUCAUUACGAUAUCCUUUACAUACAUGUACAUAUAAUCACGAUAUCCGUUAUAUCGUUAUAUAUAUGCUCAGUCGUAUACUCUCCAUGAAGCAUUUGUAUUUUGUUACUACUCAAAGAAAAGGAUUUCGCGCGCAAAAUGUGCAAUAUUUUUCUCAUUCCUGUAGUGUUUAUUUUUUGCCAUGUUGUAUUAUGUAAAGGUAAGGCUUGGAGUAAAAGUGAAAUAUCGAUAAUUUGUAAUUAAUUAUUAUUUGUUUGUUUAUUUAUUUAUGCCGUACUAAAAAAUCUUUAAUGCGACCAGCAUUAUGGUGGGAGGAAACCGGUCAGAGCCCGGGGAAACUCACGACCAUCCGCAGUUUGCUGGAAGACCUUCUCACGUACGGCCGGACAGGACGUUUAAUUUUGGUACAGUUUACUUGCCUAAGCCAUGGUGCUAGGGGGCGUGUUAUUUGUUACUAUUUAAGCAUUUACAUAAACAGUUAGAACAAAACCGUAACUGAAGUAAAGUUACAAGAGGCUGUAUUUGACUGGUGACAGGUGUGACCAAUUGCAGGUCAUCACACUGUACUAACUGUUCUGGGUUUAAGCUCCGUUCAGACUAUCCAACAUCACUCAACUUUUGUUGACUCAACUUGAAAAUAUUUAUGCCUCUACAACACUCUGCCUGAAGAUUACAAAGACAGGGACAAAAGAAAGUCAUUGUGUCUCAUUCAUUGGAGAGAAAGAUGGAAAUUUUCCAUCUUGUUUGUUUGUUUAAAAAAAAACACAGUUCAACAAACGACAAUAGUGUUGGACAAUGUUGACCUGUCUGAUUUGUAGGUCGGGAUUUGGACGGGACACUCAACUUACCCCAACAACAUUCAACUUGCUGUUGAGUCAGUAAAAGUUGAACGAUGUUGGAGAGUCUGGACUCUAUACUCUCUGUAUGCUGCAAGUCUUCAAUUACACUGUACAAAUGAGAUGAUCGAGUCCUUGAUGGGUUAUUCACAUAGAGCAUUUCUUUCUUGAAUCCUGCAGUCGGGAGAUAUGUUUGGUGCUUUAAUCUUCCACCCAUAAACCUGACGGCCGUCGUAUUUGUAAAUGUAGGACUAAGUACUAGCUCUUGAGCUGCAGAGAAUGUGUUACUUUUGACCCCAGCAUUCACUCAAUAUGUAGUGUCAAACUGAGUGUCUGUAUAUGCUAUAAUAGUCUCUCUCUAAACCAGACCGUCCUAACCUACCGGUUUUCGGUCUGUCGAAGUACCUAUCACAUUCGUAUACAAGUGAACGGCGAUGUAAUCAGUGUUACCCAAGGAACGCUCCUUGCGAGAAAAAAGCCUUCGCGGAUGACUACAAAUUUUUAUUGGAUGAAGUUGGGGAGGGGGGUGUGUACAGGUGCAUGUUUGGUAUCAUAAUAAUGGAAAUUGUCUAAGCUUUAAGCAGGUAUGAGUUUUAAUGAUGAAAGUUUGAAAUUCUGGGCGAGAGAGAGGACACAAGGAGACAGGAGGUGAUGAGGCUGUGAGUGACGUCCCCUUGGCGUUGCUAGGCACUUUUCCCAUCUGCCGGCAUGGAAAGAUCCAGAUUUUGACGGUCAGCCUAUGUCAAGAUUUUUAUGGCUUCUUUCUCACAGGCUGGGCCAGGUAUGCACCUAAGCUUAUGGGUCACGGGAUGUUUGGGACUGAGCUACAGCGCUAAACGUUAACAUUGUCGCUUAUAGAAAACUAAUGGGGGCCUGUGGCCUUUUACGGCUACGGUCCUCUGCAUAAGGAGAGUAAUGCUACAAGAGCCUUAAUUCAUUUCCGGUGUAAAUGGAUGUUUUUUUGAAACCCUAUAUAUGAAUACACGGGUUGUUAUGACGCAGACAUAUAGUUUUGAAAACACAGGCUUCUGAAUGCUUCUGAUAUUAACGUUAUAUAUACUUCCAUGGAGUUUAUUCUAAGGAGCAAAUUGAGCUGUUUGUAUCACAUGUCAACUUUUUCUCAGACGUAACUGCAGACUUUCUGCACAUUAAAAUGUGAAUCUUUUUCCAAAAAACAUAUAUUUUUUAAAAAAUGUUUGAACACGCAAACAUAUUUAUACAUAUGCCAGAGGUACCAUGACUGGUUGGAAAUGUAUACUUCAAAAUGCAUUUGUUUUUGUUAAAACUGUUACAUUAAAUUUAUUUUA
Liolophura sinensis is the source of this 3195-nucleotide messenger RNA. RefSeq lists its product as uncharacterized. Bases 296 to 745 code for a protein of 149 amino acids. The transcript has 6 exons. NCBI's taxonomy places the organism in Eukaryota, Metazoa, Mollusca, Polyplacophora, Chitonida, Chitonidae. The record is from RefSeq and is a predicted model, not a curated record.